AAAAAAAGUAAAAGUUAAGAGUGAAAGUAGUCCAUAGCCUCGAGAAGUGUAAAGUUACUCGUAACACUGAACAGAGCUCAACUCGAUUUGGGGCUUCAACCUCAACAAUCAUCCUCCAUUGCCGGAAUAUGAGUGCUCCACUCCUUUAUCUCAUCUUCUCAACCCUCAUCUCCCUUUACAUCUUCCAUUUUCAAGCUCAUGCCGCCCCUGCCGCUCCGGUGAUUAAGCAAUUAUCUUCAAUUCUCAAGUGGACAGCUAGAUCUUCCUCAAAAUCAUCAUUAUCAGAUGGUGGGAAUAUUCUUCAGUUUGAAGAUGGUUAUUUAGUGGAAACAGUUGUGGAAGGGAAUCAGUUAGGGGUUAUACCCUAUUCCAUUCGAGUGUCGCAGGAUGGUGAGCUAUUUGCUGUUGAUUCUGUUAAUAGCAACAUUGUUCGGAUCACUCCACCGUUGUCUCAAUACAGUAGGGCAAGAUUAAUUGCAGGAUCAUUCCAGGGUUACACGGGGCACGUAGAUGGAAAACCGAACGACGCUCGUUUCGAUCAUCCAAAAGGGGUUACUAUGGAUGAUAAAGGAAACGUUUAUGUCGCCGACACCACAAAUCUUGCCAUCAGAAAGAUCGGUGAAUCAGGUGUGACGACAAUUGCGGGAGGAAAAUCAAGUGUAGCGGGGUACAGGGAUGGCCCGAGUGAGGAUGCACAGUUUUCGUCUGAUUUUGAUGUGAUUUAUGUGAGACCGACAUGUUCGUUACUAGUUGUUGAUCGAGGAAACGCUGCUCUUAGACAAAUAUCUCUCAAUCAGGAAGAUUGCGAUUUUCAUGAUAGCGCUGUUUCUUCCAUAGAUCUCGUUUUGGUAAUCGGUGCCAUCUUGAUAGGAUACCUCGUAUGCGUGCUUCAACAAGGAUACGGUUCAUCAUAUUUCACGAAACCGGAUAAGGUGGAGAGUGAUACUAAAAGACCAAACAAGGAAACGUUGACUAAAAGUCAAACUGUCGAAACCGUUAAAGAAGAACAAGAAGCAGGAUGGCCAUCUUUUAGUCAGCUUGUUUUGGAUUUAUCGAAACUCGUUCUCGAAGGAUUCGGUAACAUUUUUGUUUCUUUCAACCCGUUCAAAAAACAAGGCCUCACUCCGUUAAAAGACCGUCUCGUAAUGCCUGAAGACGAGCCCGUUCCUCAGCCCGCAUUAGCCCAAAAACACAGAACUCCAACGCCACUUUCCGAAACCCGUCACGCCCACAACCCGAAUGAAAAAUACGCUGAAACAACAAAGCCCGUUAAGCUCAGAUCGUCUAGCGUAAAAGAUCCAAACAAGCAUAGAGUUUCUAAACGAGAAGAGUACGCUGAGUUUUAUGGAGCUAAUGGUGAGGUUACUCAUGUUCGGUCCAAAAGCCAAAAAGAAAGAACGAAACAUCGGGUUAAGGAGAAACGAAGCGAAGCGGUGCAUGGAGAGCAAAAGCCCGUUGACUUAAAACCGGUCAACUACGACGACCCUAAGUUUAGCUAUAUGAGAAACAAGUUUGGCGAUUCGUAUCGUUACACUUAAAAGUUGUAAAAGAAGCUUUUGUAUUAUUUGUAAUACAUUAUCAAAACAUUAUCAAACAAGGUGUUAACAUAAGUAUUGAGAUAUUUGUUUCAUA
This is a messenger RNA of Helianthus annuus (common sunflower), 1632 nucleotides long. RefSeq lists its product as uncharacterized. The record is from RefSeq and is a predicted model, not a curated record. Bases 129 to 1538 code for a protein of 469 amino acids. Gene Ontology annotation, molecular function: protein binding. The transcript is spliced from 7 exons. NCBI's taxonomy places the organism in Eukaryota, Viridiplantae, Streptophyta, Magnoliopsida, Asterales, Asteraceae.